AUGAUUGAACGAUGGCGAACGACUACCACACUGGUGUACAUAGCUGUAUUAUGGUCCUGCAUAUGCUGCGAUAAUGUUUGUUAUGCUGAUGGAUUUAAAUCACUAGUAAACGAUUAUUUCGGUGUUAAUCGAUUAGCGAACUCCUCAUGUCCGAUAGAAGUGUCGUUACGAUUUGAUCAUGAACUUUCUGGUAAACUUCCACUGAGUGGUACGACGACAUUGUCGAAUUCAACCCAUAGUCAGCCGAGGUCUACUGGGAACUGCACAAACAAUCUCACUGCUGCAGAUUCUCUUAGGCAUCCACCAUCCAAGCUUGCCACUGAAGCAGCUGAGAAUGAUAGCUCCGCCCAGAAAACGGCGGAAGAAGCGCACCAACCAAUUGUGACGUUUGAUGAGUGGACCAAGGAGAAAUUAAAGCAGGAGCAUAGAAAAGUUGUGCCGCCUUCACCAAUUUCCGAGACCGGCACACCGAAUGUUCGCACCCAACAUCUACCUCCUGCAGCUGCUGCAGCUCGUAACUAUGCUAGCAAGGAGUGUGGGGCUAAGGUGCUACUCAGUAACCCUGAAGCAGAAAAUACAAAAGCGAUAUUGAACGAAAAGGAAAAGGACGAAUACAUGAGGAAUCCAUGUGAAAAAGCUGAAAAUAAGUUUGUGAUUCUUGAGCUUUGUGAAACCGUUCAGCCUCGCAGUAUAGAACUCGCUAAUUAUGAGCUGUUCUCGUCCGGUCCACGUACCAUUCGAUUAUGGGCUGCGGAGCGGUUUCCUACUGGAGAAUGGCAACUUCUGACAGAAUUAACUGCUAUUGAUUCUCGACAAAUUCAACAGUUCCCCAUAGCUAGCAAUGGUGCUUACGUGAAAUUCAUAAAGGUAGAGCUCUUGUCUCACUACGGAAACGAGCACUAUUGUACGUUGUCGGUACUGAAAAUCCUUGGCAUUUCAAUGGUUGACGAAUAUGAAGCUGAGGCAGAGGCGGCUUCUGUAGCUCACACACGAUCCAAUGUGGGUUCUGUCGACCUAAAACUUAACGGCACAUCUACUGAAAGCACGGACACCGUUGUUAACCCUGCUGCAACUAGCCCGCAACACACGCAAGCGCAGGCAUGUCUUUCUUUCAAAAUUAGCGCCCAAUUUUUCCUUCAGAAGUGUUUUUUUCCCUCGCUGUUUCUUUCAGUUAAGGAAACCGGUGUUCAAACGGACGAGCCUCAACCUUCUACGAUCAAGGAGGAAACAUCCGAAUCGAAACCCUCAGUAAUAGGAAUUGUUGAUGAAGUAAGUGGAGGAUUGAUCAAGAAGAUUGUGGAUGUUGUGAAGGACAAUUUCGGAGGAGCUAAAGAAAGUAAUGAAAGUCAUUCUAGAGAAUAUAUGGUGUCGAGUUCGUUCAUGGCGUGUUAUUUUUGCCCGAGUGAUGGCACUUACAUUUAUCCACGACAGUUUUGCCACGCUUUUGUGUGGAAGUCGGCGUCACCACCGCCAUCUGCGAUACAGGAGGAGAUCAUUCCACCGAAACCUGCCGGAAAGGCUGGUCGUGCUCCAAGAUCUGCCGGUCGCUCCAGGCGAAAUCGUCUUGCAAACUUUCACCGCAGGUCCUUACAAAGGUUGCGUCCUGCGUUGCUCAACAACAGUCGAGCUACACCUCCAGCGGAGAAUAACAAGCAACAGGAGUCGCAGCCUUCAAAGGUCACGCCUGAUGCUCAAGCAAACGCUCGCGCUCAAGCAGUCCCUUCGGAUGCUUGGCCAGCUUCGUCAAUGAGUCACAAAGAAUCUGUUUUUAUGAAGCUCAACAAACGUAUUGCUGCACUUGAACUGAAUAUGUCCCUAUCUAGCGAAUACUUAAGUGAACUUAGUCGCCAAUAUGUAGCACAGACUGAUGAGCAUCAGAAACAUUUGAAACAAGCAAAGAAGGUUGUAGACGAAGCCGUCGAAACCAUUUACGCUCGUGUCAAUGACACACUGGCGGAUAAGAUAGCGGCGCUUCGUAAAGAGGUGGACACAUUAUCGGGCUGGCUCACAUCGAUGCGUUCGACGGUAUCUAAAAUGACGGUGCGACGAUAUGCAAGGGUUACAGAAGGUCCAGAGAAUGAAAAAUGCAUCCUCAAACAAACAGAUCUUCAUCGAUAUUCACCUCCGGAUGAUGGACUAUGGACGACCGAACAAGUAGUCUAUAUGGUGGUUUCUACGCAACUUGUUACUGUAUUGAUUCUCGCUCUCCUUAGUCUCUGUUAUCAACGUUUUGUUUCCCAACAGCGACAGCUUUCGGAGGGCCAAAGAGCUCAAGUUAAUGAGUUGAUCAACGAACGGGUUAUGGAAACGUUAGGGAAAAAUUGUUCUCUUUUGCAACUGUACGAUAAACAAAUGCUUAUUCGAAGUAAACAACGAAGCCCUCAUGUUGAAGAGACGAGUCCUUCGCGUUCUGAUGCAAAUGUGAAUUUCAUGGCGGAAUGUAGCUCGUCAUCUUCCGCAUUGCAUAGCGACGAAUCAAGUACUGAAGAAAUACCGAUAUCAGGUCGUAUGUUAAUGCCUUCUGAAAUGCGUGCAAUAAGUUCCGUGGCGCUGCUCACCUGA
Cooperia oncophora is the source of this 2562-nucleotide messenger RNA. The record is from the annotation of a GenBank genome assembly. Lineage: Eukaryota; Metazoa; Nematoda; Chromadorea; Rhabditida; Trichostrongylidae.